Pectinophora gossypiella (pink bollworm) is the source of this 4015-nucleotide messenger RNA. RefSeq names its product ras-related protein Rab-5B (gene Rab5). The transcript has 6 exons. The record is from RefSeq and is a predicted model, not a curated record. Lineage: Eukaryota; Metazoa; Arthropoda; Insecta; Lepidoptera; Gelechiidae. Gene Ontology annotation, molecular function: GTPase activity; GTP binding. Bases 327 to 968 code for a protein of 213 amino acids.
GCCAGAGACACGUUCGCGAGGCUGACCGAUAAAUUGAUCGAGAAAUUGUAAUCGUAAGACUGGCGAAUUGCGCCAAAUAUCGGAGAUACAGUGACAUUUACGCCUUUCUUUUCUUUAUGAUCGCACGAUACGGGAGAUAACAUGGGCCUUGUUUACCGUCGGCAGUGAGUUUCUUUCUUGUUGCUUUGUCGCGUCAAGGUUCCGAUGUCUGUUGAUCUCAAUGCUGCAAGUUUUUGUUGAACAUUAUCAUCUUGCUGGGUUUGUGAGGAGCAGUCGCCCAUUGUCAAUGGUGUCUAACUGUGUUUUUGUUUGUUUGUUACACGAAGAUGGCGGCAAACAGAAGCGGGGCGGCGCAGAGGCCCAACGGUGGUCCGCAGACCAAAGUGUGCCAGUUCAAGCUGGUCCUGCUGGGCGAGUCUGCCGUGGGCAAGUCGUCUCUGGUGCUGCGGUUCGUCAAGGGCCAGUUCCACGAGUACCAGGAGAGCACCAUCGGCGCUGCUUUCCUCACGCAGACCGUGUGCCUCGAUGACACCACCGUCAAAUUCGAGAUCUGGGAUACCGCUGGACAGGAGAGGUAUCACAGCCUCGCGCCUAUGUACUACCGGGGUGCGCAGGCUGCUAUCGUCGUGUACGACAUUACUAACCAGGACACAUUUGGCCGCGCGAAGAAUUGGGUGAAGGAGCUCCAGCGGCAAGCGUCGCCGUCGAUAGUGAUCGCUCUGGCUGGGAACAAGAGCGACCUGGCCGCCAAGCGCAUGGUCGAGUUCGAGGAGGCGCAGACGUACGCCGACGAGAACGGCCUGCUCUUCAUGGAGACCAGCGCCAAGACCGCCAUGAACGUCAACGACAUCUUCCUCGCCAUCGCCAACAAGCUGCCCAAGAGCGAGGCGGCGGGCGCGGCGGCGGCGGGCGGCGCGCGCCGCCUCAACGACGCAGACACGCCGCGCGCCGGCUCCUGCUGCAAGUGAGGCGCGGGCGGGGCGGCCGUGGCUAAGCAACACCAGAUAAAAUCGCAACACGGUGUAGGCGCGCGCGGGGGUAGAGGUAUGUAGUACGGCAAGCUCGCGGCCGCGCCGGCCAAUCACGGGCCGCCGCCGCGUGACGUCACGCACACACGUUACUCCGCGCGCACGUGAUUGGUCCGCGCUCAUGCUGCGGCACGCGGCCGCACCCGGCAUCCAUCAUCUUGUAAACUACAUUAUUUAUAACAUAUUUUAUAUUUCCUUUUUUAAAAAAUCUAUUUUGUUUUAUUAUUAUUAUUAUUACUGGGCAUUUGUCGAUUAGUCUGAUUUUUAAAGUUUUACGAAACCAGGGGCACGAGCGCGAGUUGUUCAGUCUAUUAGUCUAUUGUUAUAAUCCUACACGCUGUCACAUAGCCUUUACAUAUACCGGAAUGUAAUAGCCCGAUACACUCGCGCCUGCGCCCCUCGCCGCAUGCCGCCGCGAGCCGCGUAACAAGCUAACUAUAAAAUAAUACCUAGAUUUAAAAUAUUUGUAAUGUAAUGAGAUGUAAUAAAAGAUAUAUUUAAUUUCGUUUCUAUCAUGUUAGAGGCAGUCGGCUGCACUGUUUCCGCGUAGGUUAAGGGUUACUUAACGAGAUUUUUUUUUCGGUUAUAUUUAGCCGUAUCGUGUCGAUGCUAGCUAUUGUUAUCCCAGAGACGUGUUGCGGUUGGAGGGGGAAUUUUACUUUUAACUAUGUCGUUCACUCGGUCUUAAGUGUGAGUGAACGAGACAGUAUGAGGUAAUUAGUUCAAUUUGUUUUCGUUUCGCAUAAGCAUGUACUCAAAAGUGAGGUUAGACCAUCAGCUUCCCGCGCUUGACUCAAGUAGAAUGGGGUCAAUGACACAUAGCUGCCAACAUAAAAGGCGAAUUUUCUCCGUGUAGUGGCAAACGAUUGCCCCCUCCAACCGACACGCGUCUUUUCACAGAAGCCUAAGCUUCGUCAAAUUAUCCAAAUUGUGGUGAUGGUGCAUUUACAUUCGCGUCUCAUAAUCACGAAAUCACUUUGUUUUCACCCGCAUUAAAUUGAUAGGAUCUAAAUGUAUCUAACGGCCCAUUGUUUUAGAAGUCUGAUUUUUGGCGCGUACCAGUGACGGACGCUAUGUUGGCAUCAUUGUUUUUGACACUCGUUUUGGCGCCUAUAAUAUCUGGCAUUACUUGGCUGUAUUAUUUUUGCAAGUUCGUCUUCGAACAAGAUUAGUAUAAAAUAGUUGUUGCUAACGUUUAGCCUAACGAAUUUUAAUGUUACAAAGCAUUUUCUUGUUAAAACCGCGCCGUCACUGAUAUGCUUAUAAAAUUGGACAAUGUACUUGUAUGUAUAAAUGAAUGAAGUUAAAUCGAGCUGGACUCUGUCAACAACUGAGACGGGAAUCAGGACUACGCAGCUCGGAAUAAAUGAUAUUUUUUGCAUUGUAUAGACACUUGCUUGGUCCUAGACGACAUAAAUACUUUUUACUUCCUUUUUAUUUUUACGUCGCAACGGCGUUAGACAUGUUACAGUGUAAGAAGGAUCGAGCGAGUGGAACAUCCAAUUCUAGAACGUUCUAGAAAAGGGUAAAUGGAUGUCACCCGUGUGACUCUUGUUGUUUUAAAGGUUCAUCGUUUGUCAUUUCACUCGCAAGCUCUAGGCUAAUUUUAUCCACAUUAUCACUUCCGCUUCCGCCCUACACUCCCAACACUUAUUUUAAUAAAUCCAACUCCAUAUUACGUCCUAUCAAAUCUUAUAUUUUGUUUGGGAUGUGUAGGAAUGGUAAGUUCAUUUCAUAUUUAGUUCAAAAUAAAAUAAAUAAAAAAAUACAUAGUUAUUUAAAAUUAGAUUUACACUCUCAGUUAGAAUUUUAUAGUUAUUUUAAACACUAAUUAUUCUAUGGACAAAUUGUUCUAUAUUUAAUUAUGUAUAUUAUCUGUAUAAUUAUAUAUUUUAAGUGAAGUGUAACUCUGUGGGUCUUGACUGUGAAGGUAUAUAGUUAAUCUUUUAUUUUCAAUAUGUUGAAAUCGCAUUCCAUACAGGGAGCCUGUAGAGGACUGGUGCCGCUGUUAUUAUUACUGGUUAUAUUCCUAUUUCUUUGCCGUUUACCUACUGUCUGUAUUUCAGUCAUUCGCUUACGUCUCUCAUACCGAUUUACAUGAAUUUCUUGUACGUUUUUUGGAUACUGUGUCGAUGAAAUGUUUAUAUAAUGACCAGUAGGCUCACGGUAACCGCGCCGCGCGUGGCGCUAAUUAUAUCGAGGCCUUCGACCAAUAGUCGUUUGACGUCCAUAUACGUAGAUAGCAUUCGUAUCAUUUAUUGGUCGAAGCGCUCAAUAUACUUCGCGCCGCGCGCGACGCGGUUGUCAUGCCGACCCGGCUGGAAUGUAUAAGGGAUCUAAUUAGGCGCUUAUUAAACUUGCCAGUGCAGGCCGGGGGACACAAUUAUACCUGUACCCAAAUUCAAGGUAACAUAGUUGCACUUUGGAUCGUCAAUUUUUACAUAAAACUACUGCAGCUUCUCACAAUCUGUAUAUAUACCCGAGCCCGCGAACUCGACGCAUCGGGUCUGACGCAUUAGCAAGGGUAACGAGCGCUGUAAAUUGAUAUGAGUUAAGCGAAUCCUGUGUGACAAUUUCCCUCUGUAUUUAUCACAUUAGAAAGUCGAUUCGCCCCGGUAGUGCGUGUAUCCGAACGGGCACUCUAGUGCGCAUGUCCUAACGCUAAAGUUUCAAAGUGAUAAGUAGCACUUCCGAACCGUGCAAUAAUGUAUCCCACAGACAGAUAAACUUACAUAAUUGUAUGUAUAUUUUGUUUUGUCAGCACGACUGUUACGUAGUCACGAUCACAGCUUCCUACAGCCUCUAGUAAUACUAUAAGUAAUGAGGAAGCAACAAUAAAGUAGAAAUAAUCUCUCGGUCUGGUAAGGAAGCGAACCACAGGCUAGCGAAAGGACGCUGAUCAAGGUAAUAUUGUAUGUUUUUGUAUUGUGUAAAUAUUUUGGAUUUAUUAAGAUUAUUAUAUUGAAUAAAAAAAUAUUGUAAAUGGA